This is a messenger RNA of Pocillopora meandrina, 2218 nucleotides long. Lineage: Eukaryota; Metazoa; Cnidaria; Anthozoa; Scleractinia; Pocilloporidae. The record is from the annotation of a GenBank genome assembly.
UUUAGGGCUGAUUCACGGCAAAAUCAAAAUGUCUUCGAAAGCCAGAUCGAAAAAGGGUGCAUCUAAGAAAAAGGUGCAACGAGCGGCAUCCAAUGUUUUCGCGAUGUUCGACCAAACGCAGAUUCACGAGUUCAAAGAGGCAUUCAACGUCAUUGAUCAGGACAGAGAUGGAAUUAUCAGCGCCAAAGACCUGACGGAGAUGUUUAAUUCCCUGGGAAGGCCUCAGAAGGACGAUUACAUCGAAGACAUGCUGGGCGAGGCUACUGGGACCGUCAACUUUACGAUGUUCAUGACGCUGUUCUCAGAGAACAUGCAUGGUACCGAUCCCGAAGACAUGAUCAAGAGUGCGUUUACUACGUUUGAUCCAGAUGGCUCUGGAAUCAUCAAUGAGGACAGGCUGCGACCACUGCUAAUGAAACUCGGAGACAGGUUAGUUGUUCAACGAUAGCGUUGUUAUUAUUUCUCUUUAUUUCCUGAUUCGCUACAAGCGGUUGGCUGCAGAUUUUUCACAUGCGAACCAUCAGACGCAAGCAAAACUUUACAGGAUUUGUAUAGGGGGGAGGGGGGCAGAGAUGUAAGUGGUGUCACUGAGACACAGCUCUAACAUAAAAGUAGCUUUUAACGAGAAGUUUAAGGAGUGGAGUAAAGGUUAUAUGCCGCAUGCACGGGGGUGAGGGGGGGGGGGAGGGGUGGAGACUAGAGAUGUAGUGGGCGUCAGACACAGCUCUAACAUAAGUACAGCUCUGAUGAGAAGUUUAAGGUUGGGGUUAAGGUUGUAUGCCAAGUGCAGGAAUCGGUGAAAAAAUCACAACUUCUCUGUUUAUGGUUAAAAUGGGCAAUUGACUGAAAUUUUUAAUCUUUUCUCUGGUUGUAAUUUAACGUUACUAGAUUGUGCACGUGGCAGCGGUUAUAAAUUGGGAAGUUGUUACCAGAUACUGGAAUUCCUUACUUUCUCGAGUUGUCUAGAUAUAAUUUGUUUAAAAAAUAAAAAAAAAAGGGGGGAAAGGGAAGAUUGGCUGAGGCAAUAUUGACAAUCAUGUGGGCUAAGAACUUUUUAAGAGUGGAAUUAUAAACAGAUUCGACUAGCUCAGCGGAGCUAAACUCAAAAUAAUUUAUUUGGUUGAUUUCACGGCUUGUUUGGUUUAAAUUAGUUACGUCGGAGUAUUAUAAGAUCCAUGGGGAGAGUGACUGUUCGAAUCAUAUUUUUGCUUGGAACGGUGGAAUCAAAGUAUUUGAUCACAGGUUUUGUUAGGCAAUUUGUUUAGAAAUCAAACAUACCGGAAUACUUAAGGAGAUAGAUAUCAUGAAAUACAUAAUUAGUUAACGCUAAAUGGUUUUCAAGAUUGUUAUAUCUGUUAAAACAAAGUCUUGAUUCAUGAAAGUCAAUUCCAUUUCCAAGGAAGGACUUAUACACUUAUUGGAGAAGGUAUUUCAUGUUUCGAACCAAUCCAAACCUAACAAAGACACUAAAUCAAUUACCAAGGGGUCAACUUAAACUUAUGUUAAUUUACUUUCCAGUCCAUUUUAAAAGCAGAUCAUCUGCUUUUAAAAUGGACUGGAAAGCAAACACAAGAGUCAUGUGUUUAUUGUAGUUACUGUUGAAAAGAAGUGCGAGUCUAGUGGAAUAUCUCACCCGACCAGAUUUUUGUCAUCAUACUUUGAUUGUGCUUAAAAUUCCAAUGUCGAUGCCACAAUGAGAAAUGGUCAGAUUUAACAUUUUCAAGAUCACAGAUAAUUUUUGCUUUUAUCCAAACACCACAAAUAUGCUAGCUGUGCCCCGAUCACCCGAACACACGGUCAAGGCUGGCAAGAGGAAGUCUGGGUCACAUUACAAUUAUGAUAUUUAUAAUUCUAUGGCCUGUUUCUUGUUACAUUUUAGGUUUACAGAGGAAGAAUGCGAUGAAAUGUUUACUCAUGCAAAUGUUGACGACGACGGGAAUUUUAAUUACAAUGAAUUCACAAAGAUCAUAAAACAUGGUGAAAAAGACGAUUAGGAGUGUAGGGAUUGUAUGAUCGUGAAAAAUUUAAGAUAUCAUUGAUCUUAUUUCUGUGUUAGUUCUGGGGUAGCUCCCACGAUAUUUCAGGUUAUUUUUUUAUUUUUUUAUUCGUCAAGAAUGUCAGAAAUCAUUUAAUGUUUAGCCAAAACUGAUUAAAGCUCUAAAAUGUGUUUUAAUAGACCAGGAGCCCUCCUGAUGAGACUGAGUUUUAAAGCCCAAGG